Molecule: messenger RNA, 1174 nt
Organism: Ficedula albicollis (Collared flycatcher)
Lineage: Eukaryota; Metazoa; Chordata; Aves; Passeriformes; Muscicapidae
Gene: STYX
Product: serine/threonine/tyrosine interacting protein
Exons: 9
Coding region: 213-941 (242 amino acids)
Biological process (GO): protein dephosphorylation; regulation of ERK1 and ERK2 cascade; negative regulation of protein binding
Cellular component (GO): nucleoplasm; cytoplasm
Molecular function (GO): F-box domain binding; protein tyrosine/serine/threonine phosphatase activity
Source: RefSeq, a predicted model, not a curated record
GAGGAAGAGGUGGGAAGAGGAGGAGGAGGAGGGAAGAAGAGGCGGCAGCAGCAGCAGCAGCAUGGCGGCCGGGCGCGAGCGGCUGAGCGCGCCGCCGCCGCCUCCUCCUCCGCCGCCUCCAUCUCCUGCCGCUCCCGAGCCGGAGCCCGCGGCCCCGCUGCCCAAAUAGCCGCCCUGCCCCGGGUCCUGCCCCGCCCGGACAGCGCCCGGCCAUGGAGCUCGCCAAGCCGGCCUUCCCCGCGCUGCCGCAGGCCAAAGAGGACUCUGAGGAUUGGACCUAUCCCAUGAGGAGAGAGAUGCAGGAAAUCUUACCUGGGUUAUUUUUAGGCCCAUAUUCUUCAGCUAUGAAAAGCAAGCUACCUAUACUCCAGAAACAUGGAAUAACCCAUGUCAUAUGCAUACGGCAGAACAUUGAAGCAAAUUUUAUUAAACCAAACUUCCAGCAGUUAUUUAGGUAUUUAGUCUUGGAUAUUGCAGAUAAUCCAGUGGAGAAUAUAAUCCGAUUUUUCCCUAUGACUAAAGAAUUUAUUGAUGGAAGUUUACAAAGUGGAGGAAAAGUUCUUGUCCAUGGGAACGCAGGGAUUUCUAGAAGUGCUGCCUUAGUUAUUGCAUAUAUAAUGGAAACCUUUGGGGUGAAGUACAGGGAUGCAUUUACUUAUGUCCAAGAAAGAAGAUUCUGUAUUAAUCCUAAUGCUGGAUUUGUCCAUCAACUUCAGGUGACUUUUUUUUUUAAAUUCCUGAUCGUAACUGAAAAGCCAUUUAAUGAAUCAUCUUCCUGCCAAACAGACAUUUACACAAAUAUGCUUCAAAGAAAUGUCAGGAGCUGGAGUAAAGCUUGGGAGGAAGAUGAGUGGGCACCUCAGUUCCUUACAGUUAAGCUUUGGACAGAGCAAAUCCAGGAAUGGAGGAGAAAUAAAAAUCCUGGUUUGUGCAGUGAUUAAGAGGCUCUGAAAUGUCUUGGUUGGUGCUGAAGGAGCUACAAAGGAAAUGUUGUUUGUUUUUAAAGCCAUUUCUUUAGUCAUCCUUGAACUUUUCCUCUGACUUCCUGAUGGUUUUUGUCAUUCAUAUCAAAGCAACACAGAAUUCUCCUUCCAAAUCUGCGCCUGAAUAUGAGAUACUCUGAAUUAGCUUUACAAAGCUUUGUGCCAAAGUAAUUCCAAUCCACGUUUUUGGA